Messenger RNA from Sphaeramia orbicularis (orbiculate cardinalfish), 1747 nucleotides. RefSeq names its product aldehyde dehydrogenase, dimeric NADP-preferring-like. Gene Ontology annotation, biological process: aldehyde metabolic process. Gene Ontology annotation, molecular function: 3-chloroallyl aldehyde dehydrogenase activity; aldehyde dehydrogenase (NAD+) activity. The coding region runs from base 224 to 1747 and encodes 507 amino acids. Gene Ontology annotation, cellular component: cytoplasm. NCBI's taxonomy places the organism in Eukaryota, Metazoa, Chordata, Actinopteri, Kurtiformes, Apogonidae. The record is from RefSeq and is a predicted model, not a curated record. The transcript has 10 exons.
CAGUGUGUCCUGGUUACAGGCAGUAAACUGAUCCCAGAGCAGGCGGUGCCGUGAACGCAGCACAAUGAGAGCCAGUGUGUGAGCAGAGCCGCUGCGUGUCGGACAUCUGAACCGCAUUCAGAUCAGAUCAGAUCAGAUCAGAUCAGACCCCAGACGGACUAUUCCAUUAAUAUUUGAUCAAUAUUCUAUCGGGUCUGCGUUUGACCAGAGACAGGGGGUCCGUAUGGAGAGGCAGGCGGUGAACCGGGCUAAGGAGGCCUUCCUGAGUGGGAGGACCCGGCCUCUGGAGUUCAGACUGCAGCAGCUUCAUGCUCUGCAGAGGAUGAUCACCGAGAAAGAGACUGAGAUCUGCACGUCUCUCAAACAGGACAUCAACAGGAGCCAGUACGACACACCGCUUCUGGAGCUGAUUGGUAUUGAGAAUGAAAUCUCACUGGCCAUAGAGAAGCUGACCCAGUGGGCAGCUCCUCGGCAGGUCGACAGGAACAUUCUCACUGUAUCAGACGAGGUGUACGUCCAGCCGGAGCCUCUGGGGGUGGUCCUCAUCAUCGGAGCCUGGAAUUACCCCUGGGCCGUCACCCUGCAGCCUCUGGUCGGAGCGAUCGCCGCUGGCAACGCAGCUGUGGUGAAGCCGUCCGAGCUCAGCGAGUACUCGUCCCUCCUCCUCCGAGCUCUGCUGCCGCGUUAUCUGGAUAAGGACCUGUACCCGGUGGUGACAGGUGGGGUGUCAGAAACCCAGGAGCUGCUCAGGCUCAGGUUUGACCACAUCUUCUACACAGGAAGCAGCACGGUGGGCAAAGUGGUGAUGGAAGCUGCAGCUCGCCACCUCACCCCAGUGACGCUGGAGCUGGGAGGGAAGAGCCCCUGCUACAUCGACAAGAACUGUGACAUCAGAAUCGCCUGCCGGCGCAUCACAUGGGGAAAGUUUGUCAACUGUGGUCAGACCUGUAUCGCUCCAGACUACAUCCUAUGUGAACCCUGCAUCCAAGGCCGCGUGGUAGAAUGUAUCCGACAGACUUUACUGGAAUUUUACGGGGCUGAUCCAAAAUGCUCACCUGACUACGGCAGAAUCAUCAACCAGCGCCACUUCAGCAGAAUUAUGAGUUUGAUGGAGGGGUACACCCCUGUGAUAGGAGGCCAGACUGACGCCUCACAGCGCUACAUUGCGCCCACGGUGCUGAAGGAUGUGCCGCCUCACUCCAGGCUGAUGCAGGAGGAGAUCUUCGGCCCUCUGCUGCCGAUAGUCGCUGUGAGCGACAUGGAUGAUGCCAUUCGCUUCGUUAACGAGAGAGAGAAACCUCUGGCUCUUUACAUCUUCUGCUCAGAUAAAAAGGCCACUAAAAAAAUGAUAGAAGAGACUACGAGUGGAGGGGUGACGGUCAAUGACGUUAUGAUGCAUUACACACUCAGCUCUCUGCCGUUCGGUGGUGUAGGUCAGAGUGGUAUGGGUUGUUACCAUGGCAAACACACCUUUGACCAGCUGAGCCACCAGAGGGCGUGCCUGAUCCGUUCUCUGGGCAUGGAGAGCGUCAACCUGUCCCGGUAUCCACCUCAGGACCGCCGGCGGGCGCGCAGGGCACGGAUGGCCCUCAAAUCGCCCAUGAUCGACCUGUCGAAGAGGACCUUCGUGUGGGCUGUCAGUGCCACUAUCAUCGCGUUCGGCCUGCUCGUCACCCUGCUGGUCAUCCUGCUCAUAGCUUCAGGCCUUAACUGCACCUGCUGGUACUGGAGAGGCUGGUACUACUAA